ACUCUGUCGACAACAAGAGGACGAUCCGUUAUCGAGCAGGUCAUUCAAGAGCAAACCGAUUACGACUAUCUUUAGUAACAAUGACAAAACGAGAACUUUCCGACUCGCCCGUCAACGUAGGCUGUCUAGGUGGCGGGCAGUUAGGUCGGAUGAUGGCCUUGGAAGCCCCUCGAUUGGGAAUCCAAAUGAAAUUCUUGGAUCCGGGGGGUAACAAGUGCCCUGCUGCUGCAAUUGUCCCAGGAGAGAAUAUUAUCAAGGGUUCUCUAAAGGACGAAGCGAGCAUUCGAGAAUUAGCGAAGGGUGUUGAUGUCUUGACUGUAGAAAUCGAGCACGUUGGAGUCGAAACCUUGCUAAAAUUAGAAGCGGAGGGAGUCAACGUUCAGCCAUCCGGACGUGUCCUCUCCAUCAUUCGAGACAAGCUUCUUCAGAAGGAUCACUUUUUAUCGAAAAAAAUUCCCUUGCCUCCUUAUCAGAAGACGUCGUCUGUGGAUGGUAUCAAAGAUGCAGCGAGAAACCUUGGACUACCCCUCAUGCUAAAGUCCAGAACAGGUGGUUACGACGGACAGGGAAAUGCGGUUCUAAACUCCAUUGCAGACGAGGACAUAGGGGAGGCUCUCAAGAAGCUUGGGUGUAUAAAUGGCUCUUCUGAGUCAAGUCUCGACUUGUAUGCGGAGGGAUGGAUAAACUUCGAAAGCGAAGUUGCAGUUAUGGUUGUUCGGUCAGCAAACGACGUGGACACGGACUCCUACCCUGCUGUCAAUGCUAUCCAGCAAGAUUCUAUCUGUAGAGUAGUCAUAGCACCUGCUCGUCACGUAUCAUCCGAUAUUCGCUCGAAGUGUGAAGAAAUUGCUCGGAGUGCAAUUGCGUCUCUUGGAAAUGGAGCCUCUGGAGUAUUUGGUGUCGAACUUUUUGUCACUAAAGAUGGCGAUGUCUUACUCAAUGAAGUUGCUCCCCGUCCGCAUAAUACUGGGCAUUAUACUCAAGAUGCCUGCGCAGUGAGUCAAUUCGAAAACCAUCUUCGAGGGGUAUGCUCGCUACCUUUGGGGUCAACAAAAAUGGUGGUGGAGGCUGCUGCAAUGGUCAACAUUUUAGGAGCACCGUCGGGUACAGUUGAAGACACGCUCAGAAGCUCCAACGCAGCUAUGGAUAUGGAUACUGCAGUCGUUCAUUGGUAUGGAAAGCAUGGAUGCAGAGCGGGCCGUAAAAUGGGUCAUAUCAACCUCACGGGGGCUUCUUACGGAGAAAUGGAUGAUAAUCUAUCACUGCUCCUUGAUAUCGAAGGCAUUCCCCGCUCCUUGUUACCAGGGGGGAGUUUCGAAAAGUCACCUUUGGUUGGCGUUAUAAUGGGAUCGCAAAGUGACCUUCCAUCCAUGAAUGCAGCUAUUGAUAUAUUGAAAAAAUUCGAUAUCCCUUACGAAGUCGAUAUUGUCUCUGCUCAUCGUACCCCCGACAAACUUGUAUCAUACAGUCGAGAAGCGGUUGAUCGGGGGUUGAGAGUGAUUAUUGCUGGGGCUGGAGGUGCUGCCCACUUACCUGGAAUGGUAGCAUCUAUGACACCCCUCCCCGUUGUUGGUGUUCCUGUAAAGACCUCGACACUAAGCGGAGUUGAUUCUUUGUAUAGUAUUGUUCAAAUGCCUCGAGGCAUUCCAGUUGCCACCGUUGCAAUUGGAAAUGCAACAAACGCUGGUCUGUUGGCAGUUCGGAUGCUCUGUACUAGCAGGCCAGAACUCAGGCAAAAAAUGAUUGGCUAUCAAGCAGAAUUGACUGAAAUGGUGAAUGGUAUGAGCUCAAAACUAGUUGACCUUGGAUCUGAUGCCUUUUUGGACCAAAUGGAGAGCAAAAACACAGCUGUGAAUGUGUAACUUAUAGUUCAAUCUAUGAAAUUUGAUUUAAAUCUAUUGUAAAGUGUUAUUUCCUUUGCUCUUUUGUAGAAAGAUAAUAGGAGUUCGAUAGAAAGAACUGUCCUUGUUUUCCCAAUGCAUCGUACUAACGAUUUUUCAAAAUAAGUCCAAUUGGGACUU
Molecule: messenger RNA, 2021 nt
Organism: Pseudo-nitzschia multistriata
Lineage: Eukaryota; Bacillariophyta; Bacillariophyceae; Bacillariales; Bacillariaceae
Source: the annotation of a GenBank genome assembly